UAAUCUCCUUGCAUUCUUAUAAGCAGCCAACACUUUAAAGCCAGUCUUUACAACUCUUCUCUCUCUAAACACAACAUGGAAACGUUCCGUUUGACACCUUCACACGCGCCACUCCUCCGUCACAACCACCGUGUCCAAUCAACACCCAAAACACUCUCCGGCCACCGCAAAACACCAUUAAAACCUUUCAUAAAUGCCGCAAUUUCAAAACAAGCAGCACAAUUACCACCUUCAACUGCCACACCAUCCCCCAGCACCGCUGCCGCCUCCGCGCCAUCAUUGUCUACAUCUGCACCUAAAAAAGUGUCGUCAAAUUCCCUUCAAUACCCUCCCGGAUACCUGGGGGCAAUACCUGACCGUACAGUGAAUAAUAGUAAUAAUGAUAUAAUAGGGGCGAUGGGUUAUUUGACGAAUAUUUUGUCGUCUAAAGUAUAUGAUGUCGCUAUUGAGUCUCCUUUACAAUUCGCCCCUAAAUUGUCUGAGAAAUUAGAUGUUAAAGUUUGGCUCAAACGAGAGGAUUUACAGCCGGUUUUCUCGUUUAAGUUACGCGGAGCUUACAAUAUGAUGGCGAAGCUUCUGCAAGAACAGUUAGAUAGAGGCGUUAUUUGCUCAUCAGCUGGAAAUCAUGCUCAAGGUGUUGCAUUAGCUGCAAAGAAAUUAGGCUGUAGUGCAGUGAUUGCUAUGCCUGUUACUACUCCUGAAAUCAAGUGGCAAUCUGUUGAGAGACUGGGAGCCACAGUUGUUCUAGUUGGGGAUUCUUAUGAUGAGGCACAGACAUAUGCUAAAAAAAGGGGCAAAGAGGAGGGUCGGACAUUCAUACCUCCUUUUGAUCACCCAGAUGUUAUCAUGGGACAGGGAACAGUUGGUAUGGAAAUCAUUCGCCAAAUGAAAGCUCCGGUGCAUGCAAUUUUUGUACCUGUAGGGGGUGGUGGGCUAAUAGCAGGUAUUGCUGCUUAUGUAAAAAGGGUUAAUCCCGAGGUAAAAAUCAUUGGGGUUGAACCCUCCGAUGCAAAUGCAAUGGCAUUGUCCCUGCAUCAUGGUGAGAGGGUGAUGUUGGACCAGGUUGGAGGUUUUGCAGAUGGUGUUGCUGUUAAAGAGGUGGGUGAAGAAACUUUCCGAUUGUGCAAGGAAUUGAUAGAUGGUGUGGUUCUUGUAAGCCGUGAUGCUAUUUGUGCCUCAAUAAAGGACAUGUUUGAGGAGAAAAGGAGCAUAUUGGAACCCGCAGGUGCCCUUGCUCUUGCUGGAGCUGAAGCAUACUGCAAGUAUUAUGGCCUCAAGGAUGAAAAUGUCGUUGCGAUAACCAGCGGGGCCAAUAUGAACUUUGAUAAACUGAGGAUUGUGACUGAACUUGCAAAUGUUGGUAGGCAACAAGAGGCUGUGCUUGCAACCGUUAUGCCAGAAGAGCCCGGGAUGUUCAAACGUUUUUGUGAGCUGGUGGGACCAACUAAUAUCUCAGAAUUCAAAUAUAGAUGUAAUUCUGAAAAGGAGGCCGUUGUUCUCUACAGUGUUGGCCUUCAUACAGUUAUUGAAAUUCAAGCAUUGCAGCAGCGGAUGGAAUCUUCACAAAUGAAAACUUACAAUCUUACAUCAAGCGACUUAGUCAAAGAUCACUUGCGUCAUUUGAUGGGUGGCAGAUGGAACCUUCAAAAUGAGGUUCUUUGCCGUUUUAUAUUCCCAGAAAGGCCUGGUGCUCUUAUGAAGUUCUUGGACGCAUUCAGUCCGCGUUGGAACAUCAGUUUGUUCCAUUAUCGUGGGCAGGGUGAAACUGGCGCAAAUGUAUUGGUCGGAAUCCAGGUUCCCGAGAGUGAGAUGGAUGAGUUCCAUAGUCGUGCCAGCAGUGUUGGAUAUGAGUAUGUUAUUGUAACCAAUGACGGUAACUUCGAGCUUCUCAUGCAUUAGCUGGAGCCCCCGACUCGAACCUUUUCAAAGCGGGAGUGGAAAAGAGCAUACGGUAUGGCGUUAUUUAUGUAGAAUCAGGAAAUUACUAUCCCUAUCUAUAAAGGGAGGGAAGCUGUACUAUACGUCAUUUGCUUUGUGAUGCUGUGGCUGUCAAUUUUGUAACAUACGAUCCAUAUACCCUAAAUAAUAAAUGGAGAUAUUAUGCCUUUAUGUUUCUGAGUAAAUGUAUUGCAUGUUCUGAUAAUUUGAUGCACAAUGAAGUUGUAUUUCAGUGACGAAUCUGUUUAGUGAACAUAAAUUGAUUUUGGUAAAGAUAACAAAUUU
Molecule: messenger RNA, 2223 nt
Organism: Mercurialis annua (annual mercury)
Lineage: Eukaryota; Viridiplantae; Streptophyta; Magnoliopsida; Malpighiales; Euphorbiaceae
Product: threonine dehydratase biosynthetic, chloroplastic
Exons: 9
Coding region: 76-1899 (607 amino acids)
Biological process (GO): L-threonine catabolic process
Molecular function (GO): threonine deaminase activity; pyridoxal phosphate binding
Source: RefSeq, a predicted model, not a curated record